AUGAAGCCUGCCACCUUAGACAAGGACGCACAUCUGCGUCAGGCCGCGGCUUCUGCUAUUCCACGAAGUUCCGUGGACACAGACCACUGGUGGAGGUACAAGAACCUGCGCACGUUGAACCUGCUCCUGUUUUUCCCCAUGCUGUCGAUCUUCACCCUUGGCUUCGACGGUUCUCUAAUGAACGGUCUUCAGGCUGUUGAGAGAUGGCGAGAAUACUUUGGUGAACCCAAGGGAGCGACUCUCGGCCUCUUCAACUGUGCCUACCCCAUUGGCGGUCUUGUUGCUGUGCCGUUCAUAUCAACAAUCAGCGAUCGUUUUGGCCGAAAAUGGGGAAUAGCAUCCGGAGCCAUCACCUGUUGCGUUGGUGCCGCCCUCCAAGGAGGAGCCCAGAGCCUCGCCAUGUUCGUUGUCGCCCGAGGCAUCAUUGGCGGCGGAUCUGUGCUGAUUCAAGCUGCCGGCUCGCCUCUCAUCACUGAAAUUGCACACCCAAACCAUCGAACGACAGCUACUGCCCUGUUUCAUACCUCGUAUGCGUUAGGUUCGAUUGUGGCGGCCUGGACCACGUUUGGGACCUUCAGGAUAGACUCGACCGCGUCUUGGCGCAUCCCAUCCGCCCUGCAGGGUCUUCCGUCGGUGAUUCAGCUCUUGGGUCUUUGGUUUGUCCCCGAGAGCCCGCGUUGGAUGGUUUCAGCUGGCCGUGAGGAGGACGCUCUUAAGAUGCUAGCCAAGUACCACGCCGAAGGAGACGAGAACGACGCCCUUGUGCAGUUCGAAUUCAACGAGAUCCGAACUGCCUUGUCUUUAGACCAGGAGACGGGGCAGGGAAACUUUAUCCAGAACUACUUGGAGUUUCUACGCACUCCUGGAAACCGUCUGCGUCUCUUUAUCCUCACAUUCUGCGCUUGUUUGGCACAGAUGAGUGGGAACGCCUUCAUCAGUUACUAUCUCGCACCUAUCUUGACAGCCGCCGGUCUGACAACCAGCCUCCAGCAGACGCUGAUUAACGCCACCUCACAGAUGCUGUCCUGGUUCUCCUCGGUUUUUUUCGCUACUCUGCCACAAAAGUUUGGUCGAAGGAUUCUCUUCCUGAGUGCUCUUGUCUGCGUUUUUUGCUGUCUGGUCGCCAUCACCGCAGGAAGUGCCAUGUUUGCAAUUGACCCUCUCAAUAAGUCUGCCGGUUACGCAGUGGUUGCCUUUAUUUACCUAUUCUCACCUGCCUAUAACCUCGGUCUAGGCCCUAACCUGGGCCUCUACGUCACCGAAAUCCUGCCGUAUAACCUGCGACUCCGAGGUAUGGCAGUGUUCCAGUUCUGGAAUUUGGUCUUCAUUACCUUCUCAACACUAGUUAUCCCGAUCGGGUUGGAUAAGAUGGCGUGGAAGUUCUAUAUCAUCUUUGUGGGCUGGGUUUUCGUUGAGUGGGUGGUCGUGUGGUUCGUGUACCCGGAGACCAAGGGACCUUCCCUUGAGGAGAUUGCCAUCAUCUUUGACGGACCCAAGAGCAUCAAAGACCUGGAGAUGGACGAGGGUCGGAAGAGUGAUGCUGUUGGGUCCGCUGAACAUCAGAAUUAA
This is a messenger RNA of Fusarium keratoplasticum, 1569 nucleotides long. Its product is annotated as General substrate transporter. The transcript is spliced from 2 exons. The record is from RefSeq and is a predicted model, not a curated record. Gene Ontology annotation, molecular function: carbohydrate:proton symporter activity. Gene Ontology annotation, biological process: transmembrane transport; carbohydrate transport. Bases 1 to 1569 code for a protein of 522 amino acids. Gene Ontology annotation, cellular component: membrane. NCBI's taxonomy places the organism in Eukaryota, Fungi, Ascomycota, Sordariomycetes, Hypocreales, Nectriaceae.